AUGUUUCCAUUGUUCGUCGUCAUGUACGGCAUUUUCAAUGCUUUGGGGGAGAUGGGCCCCGGUGUCUCAACUUUCCUCUGUGCGGCAGAAUCAUUACCCACCCCCCUCCGUGGUCAUUUCCUUGGCCUAGCUGCAGCAAAUUCGUUCUCUUCGACCGAAAAAGGUCAACAGGCCGUCUUCCUGAUCGGUUCAGCCUUCACUAUCGUCGGUGUGCUGAUAGCGUGGUUCCUGAUUCCCGACAUGUCGCGUGAGCUGGAAACCGAAGAUGCAAAGUUCAAGGCAUAUCUGGAAGAAAUUGGGUACGAUAUCAGUUCAUAUGGAGAAGCGCUCUGCGUGGAGCGAAAAGGAAGUAUAUAG
Aspergillus sclerotioniger CBS 115572 is the source of this 357-nucleotide messenger RNA. RefSeq lists its product as uncharacterized. NCBI's taxonomy places the organism in Eukaryota, Fungi, Ascomycota, Eurotiomycetes, Eurotiales, Aspergillaceae. Bases 1 to 357 code for a protein of 118 amino acids. The transcript has 2 exons. The record is from RefSeq and is a predicted model, not a curated record.